Trichoplax adhaerens is the source of this 774-nucleotide messenger RNA. RefSeq lists its product as uncharacterized. The transcript has a single exon. Gene Ontology annotation, biological process: enterobactin biosynthetic process. Gene Ontology annotation, molecular function: magnesium ion binding; holo-[acyl-carrier-protein] synthase activity. The coding region runs from base 1 to 774 and encodes 257 amino acids. Gene Ontology annotation, cellular component: plasma membrane; enterobactin synthetase complex. Lineage: Eukaryota; Metazoa; Placozoa; Uniplacotomia; Trichoplacea; Trichoplacidae. The record is from RefSeq and is a predicted model, not a curated record.
AUGCCUGAAUUGUGUUUGACUAAUAUGUGUUUGGCCGGACAAGCAACCAGAUUAGAGAGCGAUAAUUUUAUCCUUUCACAUGGCGAAUUUCAUUUUCCUGAUAUUCAUGGGGCCAGGGUUUAUGGCUGUAAUUUUGCCGUGGAUAAUUAUCAUGACGGCUUGUUUCAGAAUUUAAACAUUCACCUUCCUGAGCAUUUGUUAAACGCGGUGAAUAAAAGGAAAGCUGAAUUUCUGGCUGGACGGUUUUGUGCCGCUAAUGCGAUGCAAUUGCUCGGAAUAGACAAUCGAACGGUUGAAGUUGGCGAGAAUCGCUGCCCCAGAUGGCCGGAAACCAUGACUGGCGCUAUUACUCAUACUGAUACUUCAGCGAAGUGUAUUGUCGCACAAUCAGCCUGGUCAGAUGUAGGUAUUGAUGAAGAGGUUUGGUUGUCAUCUGAUGUUGCCGAACAAAUAUGUCAUCAAAUUCUGAAUGCCAGGGAAAUUGAAAUUUUGCGAAAUACUGAUUUGUCAUUUGAAAAAGCCGUCACUAUGGUGUUUUCUGCCAAAGAGACCUUAUUCAAAGCAUUUUAUCGACUUAUCUGCGAGUAUUUUGGUUUUGAAGCUUUUGUGUUGGUGACUGAAGAGUUGGAUAAAAAAAGUGGCGUAUUAAGGUUUUAUCCAGAUAGUACCAUGGCUCAACGACUUAAUUUAACAACACCGGUUGCGGUUAAUUAUAUAACUCAGUCAGACGGUAUUUUGACCUACUACUUACCUGAUGUUAGUCAAGACAAAUGA